GGAAGAACCAACUUGUUCAUUCAUUCAUCCAUCCAGCAGAGACUCUGCACCCAUCUGUGCCUGGCUCUAUGCCAGGCCUGGAGGAUUCAGAGCCCACGGGGGCCUGGGUUUCUCCCUCCACGGCUGUGGUUCGUGGGAAGAUUAUGACCUCUGCCUUGAAGAUUAUCGCAGGCCGACUGCGUGGAGGGUCUUCCCUUGUUCAGAGACUGGUGCACAGAGACUGGAGCCCCAGCAAACAGUAUUUUACGGCUGACCAUUGUCUGUAUCCGGGAAUCCCCUGGUCCUCGCCACAGCCCGGUGCCCCAGGAAAGAGAAGUCCCAUUUCCCCCAGUUUGCAGGAAGAAACGGACGCUCAGAUUUGGGGGAGUGAAUUGCUCAAGGACAUCCGGAUGGUGACUGGGCCACCCAACACCUUUCCAGAGCCAGGAGGCUUCCCUCCCAGAUCUACCUUCAGGAAGAGAACGGCUUUAUGGCCCCGUGACCGUGCUCCGAUGCUGCAUCCACUCAAGACCAAAGCUCAGACCGUAGCCCACAGUCAGGAGGAUGACUAAUGCAGUGCUCUACAGGAAAGGAAGGAGGAGAAAUGAACAGUGUGGGGACUCCAGUGACCCUCAUUUGAAAUUGCCACUCGGAAGAUUUCAGCCCAGAUUCACAUCAUUGCUUUUUAAUUUUAAAAUAUAUUUAUUAUAGCCAGAAAGGCAGUGAGGUGAUGAUGAUACCACCUUCUGGUAUCAUCCCUUGCCUGCCUCUUCCCACCUGCAUCCAAGCACCAGGGAGGCAGAGCUUGGAUAUCCUGAAGUACCACGGCCAGAUCGCUGUGUAAUUGUCACCCACUCUGGUUUUCUUCUUUGUGCCCAGUGUAAUUCUUCCCCUUCCAAAAUGAGAGAACUGUCCUUCAUGGUAUUACUGAGAGAAUUUCCAACAUGAUUCCCUGCCCUAACCUUUAAACAAACUGCCCAACCUUUCCCCUUCUUACGUACAGAAAGAGCCUAUUAUCAUAUCCAGCUUGUCUCAAUUUUCUGGUCCCACUAUCUGGAAAGCUGUUGUGGGCCCAUCACCCAUUCAUACUCUCGCCACACCUAACCUGUGUUCUCUGAAAUUCAACUGUACCGUCCGUACUAUACAAUUGGUGCUUAGUUGUUUUCCAAGUGCCGGAUCUUGGUCUCCUUAUCUAGAAAACAAUCUCUAAGAUUCCUUUCCAGACCAACAGCAAACAAUAUGCUGGCCUACUUUGUUUCAUUCUGUUUCCUUAGGUGUUGUGUUUCCCAAGUCCACCACCCCCUCCUCCUGUGCCGGCCAUCUACACACCUCCAAGUUCUCUUCCACCUUUUUGUCAGGAUCUGGCAUCUGCUCAAUUUAGCUUCCUUCUCCAGGGGAGUUAGAAAACUCACAGAACCAUGUAGGGGAGGGAGGUUAUUACCAAUCAUGGAUCUAGUUCUCACUGUGCCCUUCACUGUGCCCCCAAAGCUCCUCAUUCAUCUCUCAUUCAUAUUCGCCCAAUAGCUUCACCAAACUUUCUCUUCUCUCAUCAGCCCAACCCACCAACCCCCUUUCUGCAAAUAAGACCACCUUCUACUUGACUCAGCACCUGUAAGUUGCCUUGAAGAUUGGUGGCAAUUUAGAAUAUCGCACAAACAUUGUGUCCCAGUUACCCAGCACUACAUAACUACCCCCCAAACUUAGUGGCUUAAAAUGAUAACAUUUAUUUUGCUUGCGAAUCUGGAAUUUGGGCAAGGCUGGGCAGAGCAUCUCAUCUCAGCUCCAUUUGGUAUCAAGUGUGAUGGUUCAAAGUUGGAGGAUUAGAAUGAUCUGAAGGCUAACACGUUCAUGUGUUUAGUGGUUGAUAUUGGCUGUCAGCUGAUGCCUUGGCUGGAGUGUUGGCCAAAGCACCUACAAAUGGCCUCUCCAUGUGGCCUGGCUUCUUCACAGCCCCGUGGAUGGGUUCCAAGGGUGAGCACCAUGGAGUCUCCAGAGCCUGUGGUCUCAAACCCAGCACAAUGCUCUCUCCUCAGCCUCAACACUACACUGGUCCUGAACUCAAUGGCAAACAUACUUGGUCUGAUAGAUAUAGGCAUUUUCCCUACAACAUCCUAAAUAGGUGUUCAUCUGGUCUGUGUUGGAUUACCGUGAGACAUAGGGAGCUCAUUACCACAUCGGGCAGCUUGUUCUUUAUAUUUUUUAUUGUUCCAGUGGCUAGGGAGUCUUUCCUUACAUGAAGUUGGAAUCCUCUCUCCUGUAAUUUCUGUCUGUUAGGCCCAUUCUCGGGGACAUAAAGCAUAAGCCUCUUCCACAUGCCAGGCCUUCCAAUAAACGGGGGGAGUGUGAGGUCCUCUCUGAGUUCUCUUUCCUGGAUGCCUGUCCCUUCAUCUUUGAUUCCUGGUGAGUUUCACCCGGUCAAGCUCUGGGUUGUCAGCAUCCCUCUUAAAACACAGAACCCAGAAAUGGACACAAUCCUCCCAUAUUCGUGCAUCACAUUACGACGGGGUAAGUCAUCCUGUACCUUCUGCUCAUUGCUUCUAUUGCCAUCUAGUGGGGUACUCAGGCACAGGAUGUACUUUAACUGUGUACGUAUCUAUGCCCGGUUUUCCCAAUUUUAUAAGGUACUCAAGAUUCUGUAUGAAACGUCUUUGUCUCUGUAACAGCAUCUAGUGUAUUGGAGGGAACUAAAUAACGAGAUUCGAGGUGCUCUUUCCAGGUAUGACAGCCGGUGUCUGUGUAAAUGACACUUCUCAGUAUCAGCUUGAUCACCUAUUAAAGGAUAAUAAUGAUACCAGCCAGGCUUGUUUUGUAGGGUAGUUUAGUAAAGGUUCAAAUGGGAAACAAUAAUGAAAGCACUAUUUAAAGAACAAAGGGCAAUGGCAAGUGCAGGAUAUUGUUGCUUUUAGUAUAAACUCAAAAGGAAACCCCCACUUUAGGGUGAAUAUGUUAAGACAAAGGGACUCAUGAACUUAACUGCUGACUCACUGACUGGCAAUAAAAACAGGGAGAAAACCACAUCUGUGACAGAUACUAGAAAUAGUUGCUGUUUCAUUCCUAGUCAUAGGAUCAAAAUUUGCAGAAGAGGGGAAGUGGGAAGCUGACAAGAGCUUCAGGUUGUUUUGCCUACUCGUGAUUCCUCUCCAAAGCUAGGUCCUUUCAUAGUUGGUGAGGUUUUAACACUUUUGGUGGGAAAGCCACACUAGAAAAGAGGAGAGGGCAAAUACUGUUGCUCUUCUCAGGUGCCAUGCAUGGUAGGAACGGGAGAAAGAAUUUCCGUGGAAAAGCAAGAAGGACAUUUGAAAGGCAGAAUUCCUCCGAAAGACUGACUGGUGACUAGUCAUUCUCAAUCACCCAGGGCAAACAUUCUGGAAUCAUUUGGUAUUCCUUCCUCUUCUCUCCCUUUACCACCCAUAGCUAGCCAUUCCCAAAUAUUUGGAGGCUUUUCUGCAGCCCCCAACCAGCAUCCCCACCCCCAGGGUCUCCCCACUCAGUGACCAUGCCAGAGGGAGCACGACUCAUCACACUGCUCCCCCAACCAUUACUCGGGAAAUGGCAGCACAAGCCCCUCCCCCUGGUACUCAGAGCUCUCCAGGGUCUUGCCUCGUGACCCCAUCCACUUUAUGCCCAGUAUUCUCCAGCAUAAAUCUGCAUCAGCCACCCUGGCAUCCCAGUCACUUUGAGUCCUUUGAGCUCAUGACACUCGUUCCCACCCUGCACACCAGCUCAUGCUCUCUACCUUCUAGCAGAAUGUCCCUUCUCUGUCUGUCCCUUUCUGCAACCAAACUCAAUGUAUUCUUGACACUGACCUAAAAUCCUACCUUUUCUGUGGGGCUUUCCUUUGACAACUUAAGCCCUCAGAGACCUCUUCUGCUUCUUCUGCUAUGUCUUUACAACAGUAUUUCGUUACAUAACACCUUGCCUCGGAUCACCCUACCAAGACUGUAAUGUCCACUGCGGCAGCUCAUGCUUCUUUAUAUUCCAUCCUCAAACAAUAUCUGAUGGAAUAUAUUAAAAUAUCUAAACAUAGGGGCACCUGGGUGGCUCAGUCGUUAAGCGUCUGCCUUCGGCUCAGGUCAUGAUCCCAGGGUCCUGGGAUCAAGCCCUGCAUCGGGCUCCCUGCUCAGCGGGGAGCCUGCUUCUCCCUCUCCCACUCCCCCUGCUUGUGUUCCCUCUCUCGCUGUGUCUCUCUCUGUCAAAUAAAUAAAAAAUAAAAUCUUAAAAUAUCUAAACAUAAGCAGGGGGGAAAAAACCCUGUGUAAAUUUCUUUUCAAUAGAAACAGGGGAUAGGAUGUGAGAAAUGGGAGCUGUAAUUUUUAAGAAAUCUCAGCUGGGCUGCUGGGAAGUUCCCAGUUGAGCCAUGACCGCUAUGACAAGCUGAUUACUGGACACAAUAUAAAACCUAAAGAGGUAAAGUGAUUAUCACAAACAAAUGCUGGGAUGGGGAGAAUCAUAAGCCCACAGAUUUUAUUUCAUUUGACCAUUCUCAAAUCUCUUGGGUAUCUGUUACUUCCUUUAAAGUGCAAACUAAGAUGUUCUUAACACGGUACACAGUGUAUAAUAGACACUGAACACGUAUCUCUUUAGUCAGUAUGUAAAAACUGAGCCCUUUGGGAAAGCAGUAGUUAAUAAAGGCCAAAGAUUCUUUAGAAAAUGUUUGCAAAUGCAUGCAACGUGAGACCAGGGAUCACCAGGGGACCUUGUGAUUAUUGCAAGGGGUCUGUGAUUCUCUGUGCUCAUCAGACAUUGUCCAAAGAAGGAAAGGAUAACAUGUCUUGUAUAGUACAUGCCUUCUGUAGUUCAGUGUUGUCAGAAUUAAUGGAUACUGAAAGAACAGUUGAAAGGGCUUCUUGGCCAGUACUGUCAUGGACUUCAGAGCUAAGGCUGCAUGAAAUGUUUAGUGUCUGUACUCAUCUGUUUAGGGCAGUAUGGGUAAAAAAUACAAACACCGGGGACACUCUCUGUGCCCGCUCCCAGGCGAAGUGCUUUACCUGUAUCACUUCAUCCUACCAAUGUCCACUCACCCUGGGAGAAGAGGACAGGAUCACUAUCUCCACUUUAUGGAUGAGCAAAUGGAGGCUGAGAGAGGCCAAGCAAGUUCUCCAGGGUUAUGUAAUAAAAACAAAGGAGACAGAACCUGGAUUUGAUCCCAGGUCUGUCUUAUUCGGAGGCCUGCGCUUUUAACCAUUACACACUGGAUGGAGUGAGAGGUCAUCCAAGACAACCAACACCCCCAAGAAUUCAUGGCAAUAUUCAGGGAGACCAGUGAGGUCCCACGGAAUGUGGGGUUGGGACACCAGUUUUCCCAAUCUGCACGCUACAAGUGAAGGGCUGUCCGGGAGUGUUGAAGGACUUGGAGACCCAACAGCUGUCUCUUACCCAUCUACCCUACCCGCACUGUAAACCAGAUGCAUUGGGCUGCGGAGAAAGGACUGAGGAUGAAGCUCAUUUGGGAAUCUUCCUGUAAUUCUGGGAUUUUGCGCCAAGACAAGUGCAUUUUCUGGUGACAACACAUGUGGUCACUCUGGUUCAGAAAAAUACCCAACACUUGUGCUUUUUCACCAAAGCUUCCAAUGACCUAGGGAAACAUCCUCUUCAGCCCCAUUUGCCUCCUUUCUCAGAGGUCAGUGAGACGGGGGUGAUGAAGCACAGCUUUUCGGUUUACGCAAGAUCGAUUUCACUGAGUAAUAUUUGCUUGCCUUCUAGCUCCCCCUGCACAGACAGCUUCCACUAGAUAACUGAACUCUCACCAGGAGAAUACUAGACCAGAAAGCCCAUCAGACCCUUUCCUCUUGUUCUUUUUGGCUCGCUCCUUUUCUCAGAGUGUCUCCCAACUCUGUGGUCAGCAGCAGCCGGCACACUCAUGCCCCUAAUGCUGACCAAACCUGCCUGGCCCUGGAAGCGAAUAGGCUGAGAUAAUCAUGGGGCGGGCCUCUUCGGCACAGAUGAACCACACUCACGAAUCAAACAGACUUCUGGCGGCACUAGCCAAUGUUUGGGGACUUCUAGCACUCAUAUCUGUUCUCAACACCAGGACCCGAGAAGCCAAGCAUUUCCCCCACUCCCGCUUGUCCCUUUAACCAGAGCCAAAGAAGUAACUCAAGUGGCCACUGAGAAUAAAAUGCCCCAGUGGCUUCCAAGGUCACUUGGCUAGUAUUUAUUUCUCUUCUCCUGAAAACUUUUCUAGAAAGUUAGUAUGCUUUAAUCCGGUAGUGCCAGUCUGCGGCAUGGUUGCUGGGGGUCACGUGGGCAGCAGCAAUGGGACCCAAGAAUGUGAGUCAUGUAUGGCUGUUGACCUUGUACGUUGCUGCCGGUCUUCUUAGAAGUAGGUAAGCAGUGUAUUUUAAAUGAAAAAUAUCCUUCAGUAGAAAAUUUGUCAUUCAAUGUAAAUGCUCACCAGACAGAAGUCAGCAUUAAAAGAGUAUAUCUGGGGCAACAUUUGUAUUUUAAAUAAACUGAUUUGUUUUGGGUUUAAAUAAACUGAUUUGUUUACACACACACACACACACACAUUACAAAUACUCUCUUUUAGUCCACAUAAUAACUUGAGGGGGAGGAAAACUCUGCUGUUUUCAUCCAAAGAAACCUUGGGAUAAGUAAUUUGCUGGAGGACAUACAGCUAGUGAAAAGAUCUUUUGGAAACUAAAAUUAACAUUUGGGUCCAAAGAUUCUGCUUUUUCACUUAAACUAAACUGCCCUCAACUGUGCAGGAGCCAAAUAAGUAGUUUGUCCAGAUUUGUGCUUUAUGAGUCUGUCUUUCAAAAAGCAAAAUUGGAGGAAACUAAGAUCCUCAAUUCUACAAGUAGCCCUCAUUGGAAUUUGGCAUUCAUCCAGCCAUUCCUUCCACUCUUCAUUUAUUCCUCCAUAUAUAGGUACAUUAAAAAAUUCUCAGUGCCAUGCAUGAUGCCCAAUAGUAGCAGGGAUGCAAAAAAAAUCAGACCCAAGUCCUCUGAGAGCUCACAGACUGGUAGGAAAAGUAUGGAUGAAGGGUGGUACUGUUAUUUAAUAUUGUAGGCUUGUUAUUAAAAAAAUGCCUUAAGCAUUUAUGCCUAGGGAAAGUGUACAUGAAGAUGUGAUUUUGUAAUUUUGCCUUAUUAACUAGAUGAUGGUUAUUUUGACAUUUAAGUCUCCCCAAAUUCUUGAAUCAUCUGACAUAAUACUAUUAAAUCUGAGGUAUAUUAAUAUAUGCACAUGACAGAUUGGCCUCAUGAGAAACUUGAUUAAAAUUACAUGAUAUCAGGGCGCCUGGGUGGCUCAGCCAGUUAAGUGUCUGCCUUCGGCUCAGGUCAUGAUCCCAGGGUGCUGGGAUCGAGUCCCGUGUCGGGCUCCCUGCUCCGCGGGGAGUCUGCUUCUCCCUCUCCCUCUCCUUCUGUGUGUGCUCUCUCUCUCUAGCUCUCACUCUCUCUCAAAUAAAUAAAUAAAAUCUUUAAAAAAAAAUUACAUGAGAUCAAGAUUUCUCUUCUGAUACUGCCUGAAAUAAAAAUGGUUUUCACAUGGGGCAACUGGGUGGCUCAGUCUGUUAAGCGUUUGCCUUUGGCUCAGGUGGUGAUCCCAGGGUCCUGGGAUUGAGCUCUCUGUUGGGCUCCCUGUUCGGCGGGAAGUCUGUCUCUCCCUCUGCCCCUCUCCCUGUUCCUGCUCUCUCUCUCUCAAAUAAAUAAAUAAAAUCUUUUAAAAAAAUGGUUUUCACACUAUUGCCUCAAUCAGUUUUGCCAGGUGUUAGGACAGGAAAAGAAAAGGACAACAAUCUCGCAUGCAGGAAUUAGAUUUCCCAUAGCCAGGCCUCUUAUAAACAGAUGAUAUUGAACAGAAGGCUAAGACCCUCAUGGUCUCUCCAUUUUCCCUAUUCUGGUGAGCAUAUUU
Molecule: messenger RNA, 7836 nt
Organism: Mirounga angustirostris (Northern elephant seal)
Lineage: Eukaryota; Metazoa; Chordata; Mammalia; Carnivora; Phocidae
Exons: 5
Coding region: 69-551 (160 amino acids)
Source: RefSeq, a predicted model, not a curated record